Molecule: messenger RNA, 923 nt
Organism: Megalopta genalis
Lineage: Eukaryota; Metazoa; Arthropoda; Insecta; Hymenoptera; Halictidae
Molecular function (GO): protein heterodimerization activity
Source: RefSeq, a predicted model, not a curated record
ACAAUUACAAAGAAUGAUCUGCUUUUGUGAUUCAUUUCAAUUCCGAGAUGGAACGAUCAGUUAUCGAAUUGUGAAACAAACAGCCUGAAUUUAGUCGUACGAAAGCGAACAGUGCACCAUUUUGACAAACACGAAGGAACCUGAAAAUCCACAAAAUCUCCAAAAUUAUUUCACGCGACAUGUUCUAGAGCCGGUUGAUCGUAGAUAUUUGAACGGAAGUAUGCGAAAGAAGAAUCCCAAACGACGCGAGGUCAGACGGGCACGAGACAGAUGCGACGCAAAUUAUUCGUACAUCAUAUCAAAAAAGGCGAAAGAGAUUCUGUCGUCGGUGGUGGCGGACAUCCUCGAGGAGUCAGUGGUCGACGCAAGAAACUUGGCGGUGGUCGCUGGCAAGAGUUGCGUGACCCCCGAAGAAAUGGAAAGGUCGCUGAGGAAUCUCUGUCUGCGUUUGAGCACUGUGUCGGCCUACAACAAUCACAUCGGCACCUGGAACGGCUCCGAAGAGCAGAAUGAUCGCCGUGACGGCGACGCGUCCUCGUCUAAGGUUAGUCGAACGCGGAAUGACAGUCAGUAAAUUGCGCGGCCGCUCGGACACACCCCUUGUCGAUAAACAAAAUAGGCUGUUUCAGAAAGCUACGGCACCUCGACGCGCUGCCACGGGGACCGAAGUCGUAAAAUAAUCACGAUCUAUCGUAAUCUACGUUUCUUGGGGUAAACCUGCUGUGAACAGUUGUCUGUCUUUGCGGCGAAUAAACGUGUCAUAUACGUGAUCAUCGACUUACGUCCAGUCCUUUUCGGUAUUAACAUUAUAGUACAAGUACGUUGAUUCGAAAGCAAUAAAAGUUAUUUUAAUUUCCAUCGCUGCAACUUCAGUUCCCAUUGUUGGAGCAAACGUAUAAAUAAAUUGUAAGAUAAGGAGUUUA